AUGGUUAAAAACAUCUUGCGGCUGCCUUUUUGGCAAAUCAAGUCGGGCUUCGUGAGUCCCUCUGCUGCCGAAAAUUCAGAGCCGAAACGCCAAAAGCUGUCAAAUGAAUCAACAACAGAGCCCGCAAUUGAUAUGAUCAGCGAUUUGCCAGAAUUGUUCGAUUGUAGUGUAAAUAUAUCUGUUGGACCUCGUGAGGAUAGAAUGAUGCUUUCUGGAAUGCAUACGGUAGCUGAUAUAUAUUGCUGCCGCUGUGGACAAAUAGUUGGGUGGAAAUAUGAGGCUGCCCAUGAGAAAAGUCAAAAGUAUAAGGAGGGAAAGUUUGUACUUGAGAGAGGAGGGAUCAUGGAUGGUUUGGACUCAGAAUUCUAUAUUGAUACUCGUCCAAGCAUGAGUGAUGCUGAGGACGCAUAGAUUACUGUUAUCGUUUAUUGUACAUGUUAGAUAAUGUAGUGAAUUUGGAGAACCUUGGCUUCCAGUUAAUAGAUAAGUCCUGUGUAUGUACGUUGUCGCAGUUAUUCAACUAAAGUUUGAUAUAUAGAUGUAUGCUAAAAUAGUUUUACCAGCAAUUACCAAGGUCUUUUAUGUUUUAACUGGUGCUUGAGACUUCUUUGAAGUUGUUAAUUCACAUAUGCAUGAAGGUCAUUACG
This is a messenger RNA of Coffea arabica (coffee), 647 nucleotides long. Lineage: Eukaryota; Viridiplantae; Streptophyta; Magnoliopsida; Gentianales; Rubiaceae. The record is from RefSeq and is a predicted model, not a curated record.